CCGCGUCUUACUUUUGAAUCCUCAUUCUCUACGCUCCUUUUACACUCUUUACCCCUUGGACGGGGGUUUCUUGUUGAUACUCCCUUCAAUCUCCUCAUCAUGGCGCCAAAAUUCAAAGACGGAGACGUCGUUGCGACGGUUAAUGGGAGGUGGAUAUCAUGGUCUCAUACAAUUGUGGCUUACUGCGCGUUCCUUGGAGCCCUCAUUGUCGGCCUGUCCCUGCAUUACCACAAAAUCGUUCAAAAUGAGUUCUAUGGCUACCCGCAAGAGUGGUUUCCGUCUGUUUCUUCCACAAUCGGCGACCGCUAUCCAGAACGUUCCGUAUUUAUGCUCUUCAUUGCAAUUACAUCUGGUCCUCGAUUCGCAUUAGUUACUCUAUGGUACAUCUUAACACGGAGACCGAACUCUACCCUACCAAAGUUCGUUGCUGGCGUUGGCAUAUUCCGGACGCUGACUUGCGGAGGAUGGACAUAUGUUACGUCUACUGAUGACCAUGACUGGCACGACAUCUUCAUGAUUUCCUACUUGGUCGCUACGCUUCCCUGGACUCUGGGAUGCUUGGCCCUGAGCCCAAGAAAUCCGACGGCCUUGAAGUAUAGGAAGAUAUUUGCUGGAUCUUUCUUCGGUACUCUUGUACCAUUGAUCUAUUUCUUCAUCCAACACAAAGUGCACCGAGUAGCUGGAGCCUACACCAUCUACUCUUUCUUUGAAUGGUCACUUGUACUCCUAGAUGUAGCUUUUGAUGCCGUCACAGCCAUAGAGUUUGCAAACUUCGAAAUUGUUGUAAAGGAUCUCCGAGGCAUCACUCGCGGUGCGGGCAACAAAGCCGUCUCCGGCGCCGUGCUGGAAAAGCAAAAGGACAGAGAGGUCGGUCAGGUCUUUGCUGGCGGGUUCUCCUGGCCUAGACUUCUCGACGCUGCAGCCGAUGUUUACAAUGGGUUUGCAUUUUGGUCUAUGCUGACCUCUCUCGGCUUGCUUGUGUGGUACUUCCCUCUGUGGCACAUGGGGAUUUCUGGCUACGAGGUUAUGGUCAUGUGUACCGUAUCGCCGUUCCUCCUCGGUAUCAAAUCUCUUCGCUUCCUCAUCAUCCGUCAAAUUCGGAUAUGCCAUUUACUGUCCCUCUCUGGAUUCCUCUCGUUCCUCACCAAAUCUCCAGAAAACCGGCUCUUCUCCGCUGGGUUCGGUGUAUGGAUGGCAUGCCUGUCCUGGGCCGCGACCUUCUACGCAGAGCGAUCUCAACCACACCGACUGGAGGCUCGAAUUUCGGCGUUCUGUCUAGGCUUACUCGCUUCUAGCAUCGCGAAGUUCGCUUUCUGGACGAACAACCCUGUCUGGCCGAUUAUGCAUGGACCGAAUGGCGGAUGGAACAAGCUUGGUCUUGCUUUGGCUAUCUUGGCUAUCUUGAGAUCAACUCGGUCAACUGUUAGCUCUGGCGCUGAUAUCCCAGCUCCCGGCCCUACCAAAGGGUCUCCAACUCUUGCCGGACUAGGACUUGCUGGUCUCUUCUUCGCCAUGCAUUCUCUCCUCUCGGAUUCCAGCACGAUGAUCCUCUGGGUAUGGGAGGGUUACCCUGUUCGUGGCCCAUUGGCCGUUCCACACGGCGCCUGGACCUUGAUUGCAAUGGGGCUCGGUCUCACGAUUGGCUUAUUCGCUCCAAAUCUUGCCAAGGGAUGGGCAUUCUUCGGAAUUGGGUCCAUCGGAGCAGCAAUUCUCACCACCUCCAGUCAUUGGUUUGGUUACUAUGGUGCUCUCUCUCUGGCGGUCUAUGUCAUGGCUAUUGCACCACCAUUUAUAUCCAACGCCGCGCGACACUCUCCUGCUCAAACGUUCGGCCUUGGCUUCCUCAUCUACAAUAUCCUCGUGCUUGCACAUGUCUGGGUUGUCGCGUAUGCGUUCGUCCCCGGUGGACCCCUCAUGCGAGAACACACCGAUUGGGUUAUGACUGCCAUGAUGCUAUUCAUUGGCUGUGGUGUCUUCUCCGCUACAGCCCAAACCUCUUCCCCGGCCAUCCAAAAAUACAAGGGCAAGCCAAAUCCCGCUGCUGGCAAGCAGCGCUCCUAUUAUCUCUAUGUCUUACUAGGUCUCGAGCUAAUCGCCGUCGCAAUCGCUUACCUCCGCUUCCCAAGCUAUAACUAUAGGCCAUACCACCCGGAGGAGAGGUCCGUCACAGCCGGUAUCUGGACCAUCCACUUCUCCCUCGACAAUGACAUGUGGAGCUCCGAACACCGCAUGCGCGACGUAAUCAAGGAACUCGAAAUCGACGUCAUCGGGCUCCUCGAGAGCGAUCUUCAGCGCAUCAUCAUGGGCAAUCGCGACACGACCCAGUUCCUCGCCGAGGACCUAGGCAUGUACGUAGAUUUCGGACCAGGCCCGAACAAGCACACUUGGGGCUCAGCUUUACUUUCCAAAUUCCCGAUUGUGAAUUCAACACAUCAUCUCUUGCCCUCGCCGGUUGGUGAACUAGCACCUGCGAUUCAUGCUACCCUGGAUAUGUAUGGGAAGCUUGUGGAUGUUUUUGUGUUUCAUUCCGGUCAGGAAGAAGACCCCGAAGAUCGAAGACUGCAGAGCGAGUAUUUGGCAAAGUUGAUGAGGGAGACGCCCCGUCCAGCAAUUUUGCUGUCAUAUUUGGUUACCAAGCCGUUGGAGGGUAAUUACAACACAUAUGUGGGUGAGAAGAGCGGAAUGCGUGAUAUCGAUCCAAGUGAUUGGGAUAGAUGGUGCGAGUAUAUUUUGUACAAGGGAUUGAAGAGGACAGGAUAUGCGAGGGUGAGCAGGAGUACGAUUACGGAUACCGAGAUCCAGGUUGGGAAAUUCGUCGUCGAUCAACCCGAGGGUGGAAACGAAAUCAUUCCCGAAGAUCACGUGCCUCCAGGUCUGAGAUUCCCGGCGCUGUUUAGAGGAGAGGGAGUUAGAGGGCAUGCGUAUCAUGUUUUCAAUGAGCCUAGGUACUAUGCGUGAGUGGGGCUGAAUCAGGUAUAAAAGAGAAUGAAAUCCGUAUUCGACACAGAUAUGUUUUGGUAGAGUAGGUAGGAGUAAUGCGACGGUAUUGUGG
Messenger RNA from Lindgomyces ingoldianus, 3052 nucleotides. RefSeq names its product calcofluor white hypersensitive protein-like protein. Gene Ontology annotation, biological process: GPI anchor biosynthetic process; fungal-type cell wall organization. Gene Ontology annotation, cellular component: endoplasmic reticulum. The coding region runs from base 100 to 2958 and encodes 952 amino acids. The record is from RefSeq and is a predicted model, not a curated record. Lineage: Eukaryota; Fungi; Ascomycota; Dothideomycetes; Pleosporales; Lindgomycetaceae. The transcript is spliced from 12 exons.